Molecule: messenger RNA, 675 nt
Organism: Aureobasidium musti
Lineage: Eukaryota; Fungi; Ascomycota; Dothideomycetes; Dothideales; Saccotheciaceae
Source: the annotation of a GenBank genome assembly
AUGGCCGCCGAGCAGAGAAAGCUGCUUGAGCAGCUCAUGGGCGAGCAGUUGCUGGCUGGUCCUGGCGCAUCGCGCGCUCCUCAGUUGUCCAUCACUGAUCCAAAGGUGUGCCGCUCCUACCUUGUCGGCACCUGUCCUCACGACCUGUUUACCAACACCAAACAAGAUCUCGGUCUAUGUCCAAAGACCCACAGCGAAGCCUUGAAGUCCGAGUACGAAAAUGCAGACGAUCACCAAAAGCGCAAAUGGGGCUUUGAAUUCGACUACAUGCGAGACAUGCANAAAAUACAUCGACGAUUGCAACCGACGCAUAGACAGCGCUCAGCGUCGUUUGGAGAAGACCCCGAUGAGAUUCGCCAAACAAAUGCUCUUCUGAAACAGAUUGGCGAAUUGUCACGCAACAUCGAGGACGGUCUGAUCGAGGUCCAGAUCCUGGGCGAAUUGGGAAGUGUCAACACAGCCGUCACAGAAUACUUCCGUAUCAGGCAGCAAAAACAGUUGAAGGAGGACCGCGAACGUGAGCUCAAGGCUCUAUCAGACACUUCGGGUCCUUCAGGUCAUCAGAAGCUCCAAGUCUGCGAUGUGUGCGGCGCAUAUCUCAUAUACGAAGAUGCUAUUCAGGCCAGAAUCACGUGCGUCCGGACCAGCCAGCGUCAUAGGGGCAGCUUUGAUUAA